CGCCGCGCGUCGGCAGGCGUCGCGCUCGCGGCCGCGGCCGUCCGCGGCGGUGGCGUCGCGGCCGCGCCGCACCACGGCCACCACCACCAUCACAACCACCACCACCACCGUGAGUCUGCCGGCGCCGCGGCCCUCACGGCGAUCGCGGCCGCCAACGCCGCCGCCGCCGCCGCCAACGCCGCCGCCGCCCCGGCGACCCCCGCCAGCUCUCACGACUCUGAGCGCAGCACGACCUGCCGGUGGCACUCCAAGCGGCGGAAGGGCGAGCCGGUGCGCGCCCCCAUGCAGUAG
Monoraphidium neglectum is the source of this 291-nucleotide messenger RNA. RefSeq lists its product as hypothetical. The transcript has a single exon. The record is from RefSeq and is a predicted model, not a curated record. NCBI's taxonomy places the organism in Eukaryota, Viridiplantae, Chlorophyta, Chlorophyceae, Sphaeropleales, Selenastraceae. The annotation marks the transcript as partial.